Molecule: messenger RNA, 4164 nt
Organism: Danaus chrysippus (African queen)
Lineage: Eukaryota; Metazoa; Arthropoda; Insecta; Lepidoptera; Nymphalidae
Source: the annotation of a GenBank genome assembly
AUGUCUAAGUUACGUGAUUGUCGGGUCAUAGAAGGGUAUCUGAACAUUGUGCUCAUGGAAAGAGCCACUGAAGCAUCCUUCGUGAACGUCAGCUUUCCUCUACUGAGAGAAGUCACCGGCUACAUACUGAUAUACAGAUUGAAGGGUGUACGUAAUUUGGGUGAUUUGUUCCCAAAUUUAACAGUUAUACGUGGUAUGCAGCUGUUCAAGGAUUUCGCUCUUGUUAUUUUUGAUAAUGAAGGACUAGAGUCCCUGGGCCUGCACUCGCUGUCUCGUAUCGAGAGCGGCGCCGUCCGUAUACAGAACAACGACCACCUGUGUUACGCGAACACCAUCGACUGGUCACGGAUCAACGCCGAGGGGCCACAGAAUAAUAUCAUCAGAUCAAACUACGACACGCGUCUCUGCGGGCUGUGUCCUAACGCGCAGAGUCGUAUGGAUGACCACAGACAACAGCGUCUGCAGUGUCCGUCAGAUUUUACGGGCCGGCUGCUCUGCUGGGACGAGAAACACUGCCAGAAACGAGAUUGUCCAUCUAAAUGCGGUAAGAGGGCAUGCAUGGACACUGGCGAGUGUUGUCAUGCGAGUUGCCUCGGCGGCUGCAGCGGACCCUUCGCCAGUGACUGCUACGCGUGCACCAACUUUUCAUUGGACUACGGCAAGAACAGAACUUGUAUGGAGCGAUGUCCGGCUAAUACUUAUGAGCUCCACCGUCGUUGUGUGACGGAGCAGGAGUGCCGCUCGACCCCGCCGCCCCUGUCGGGCGGUCGGCAACAGAUCAACGCCUACAAGAUACUAAGAGGACGCUCCUGCGUGUACUCGUGCCCCGCCGGGUAUAUGGAGGUGGGUACCAGGAACAACUCCACGUGUGAGCCGUGCCCCGCGUCAGGGUGUGUGCGGGAGUGUCCCGGCGGGAAGGUGGACUCGGUCGCCUCCGCAGAGGACUUCAGAGGCUGCACUCACAUCAAGGGUACCCUGGACAUCUCCGUGAGGGCCAGGGGAGGUAACACGGUGGCCGUGUUGGAGUCGACGCUGGGCGAGAUCCGUGUGAUCGAGGGCGCGCUGCGCGUGGUCCGCGCGGUGCCGGUGGUGUCGCUCAUGUUCCUCAGGAGUCUGCAGCGGAUCGGCGGGAAGAACGCUGACAAAGGCCAGAGUCUAUACAUCUUCAACAACCCGAACCUGGAGAUGCUGUGGAACUGGUCCACUCAUAAGUCCAUAGAAAUAUCUGAGGGCAGGCUGUUCAUACACUUCAACCCCAAGCUGUGCUACAGCCAGCUGUUACCCCUGAAGAAUAUGACGAAGAUACCCGUGAAGACCUUCAGCGAGAACGAGGUGUCCCAGGACAACAACGGAGACCAGGCUUCUUGUUUCCAGGACACUUUGCACCUGAAGGUGAGCGAGCUGUUCCCUAAGGUGGUUAUUCUUAAGUGGGACACGUACUGUCUGGAGGACACUCGGAAACUGUUGGGCUACUCCAUCUACUACGUGGCCGCGGAACAUAACGUGACGCUGUACGGGCAGAGAGACGCCUGCUCCGACAAUUGGAAUGUUCUGGACGUAACGAUCGACGAAGCGAGAAACAACACGAAAGAGGAACCCAAGAACAAGAAGGCCUUGUUACAGAGUCCCUGCAACACUCCCAACCAGCCGCUGUUCUACCCUCUGUCGCAGUUGACGCCCUACACUCGGUACGCGGCCUAUGUCAAGACAUACACCACCCUACAGGACAGAAAGGGCGCUCAGAGCCCCAUCAUAUACUUCCAGACUUUACCAGGACCGCCUAGUCCUCCACUCGGACUUACAGUAGAAUCUCUGAAGGAUCAUUCCGCGACCAUCAAGUGGCAGCCGCCGUCCAUGUCCAACGGCACCAUCAUCCUGUACUACGUAGAAAUCCAGGCCAACAACUAUAACCGACCAAAGAUAUUGGCCCUCAACGUCAACUACUGCGGCAAUCCUAGCGCGCUCGUGAACAUGAUUGCAAUGAGAGGCGAGGAGGGGCCGGAGAAGGAGAAGAAGGAGAGGAAAGGGGAGGGAGUUUCGGGGGGGGUGGGGGGGCCGCGGGCACCGGCGAGGUGGGAACGGGUCGAGAGCAUCAACUUCGAGAACGAGCUGCAGAACCUGGUGUACGUGAAGGUCCGCCAGAGCGCCCCUUCUAACGAGUCUUCGUCGAGCCGCAUCCGUCGCUCGGUGACAGCAGCCGUCAACAGCAUGCUGGUCAUCCUCACCGACCCUCACUCGCCGCACAUGGGCCGGAACAACACCAACGACACGGACGGCAAGUACGUGAAGUCCCUGUACUAUGACUUGGAGGGCAGCGCGCGUUCUUUGACAGUGGACAACCUGCGUCACUUCACGUGGUACACGGUCAACGUGUGGGCGUGUCGCGAGAGGGACGCCAACGAAACCUACGAGGCCUACGAGCGCUCUUGGUGCUCCGAACGAGCGCACUACACCUUCCGCACGCUCGAGAGAUCGAACGCGGACGUGGUGCGGAGCCUGCAGGCGGAAGUGCUGCCCUCCAACAAGACGCUACCGGAAGUGAACGUAACGUGGGUCCCGCCCGAGGACCCUAACGGAUUCGUAGUCGCUUAUAACGUGUACCACUCACGGGUCGAAAAUAAUAAUCAGGAGAUGGGUCUAGGCAGCUGUAUCACGGCGGAGGACUACGAGGCCAACGGUCGAGGGAUGCUGGUCCGCAACCUCGCGCCCGGGAACUACUCGCUGCGGGUCACGCCGCUCACACUGGCUGGUUCCGGAAACGUCUCCACAGACCUCUACGUCUUUAUACCGGAGCGCGCGGUGGAGCAGAGCUACGAGUGGGUGUGGGGCGUGGUGGUUGCGUGCGGCGUGUUAGUAUCGGUGGUGGUGGCGGGCGUGUGGUACGCGCGCCGCACGCUGCAGCCCGCCGAGAACAACAAGCUGUUCGCGAGCGUCAACCCCGAGUACGUGUCCACGGUCUACGUGCCCGACGAGUGGGAGGUGCCGCGAGGAAACAUCGAGUUUGUACGGGAACUGGGACAGGGAUCCUUCGGCAUGGUGUACGAGGGCAUAGUGAAGAAUAUAGAAAAAGGUAAACCGGAGACGAGGUGCGCCGUGAAGACAGUCAACGAACAUGCGACCGACCGCGAGCGUAUCGAGUUCCUAAACGAGGCCUCCGUGAUGAAGGCCUUCGACACGUUCCACGUGGUCCGCCUGCUGGGCGUCGUGUCGCGCGGUCAACCCACGCUAGUUGUUAUGGAGCUCAUGGAGCACGGCGACCUCAAGAGCUACCUGCGCUCACACAGACCUGACGCUGACUCCUCGCUGCCCAAGAAGGGAAACAUGCAGCCGCCCACGCUGCAGAAUAUACUACAGAUGGCCAUUGAAAUAGCGGACGGUAUGGCGUACUUGUCGGCCAAGAAGUUCGUGCACCGUGACCUGGCGGCUAGGAACUGUAUGGUGGCUGGCGACCUGACUGUUAAGGUCGGGGACUUCGGCAUGACUAGGGACAUAUAUGAGACUGAUUACUAUAGGAAGGGCACCAAGGGACUGCUGCCCGUCAGGUGGAUGAGCCCUGAGAGUUUAAAGGACGGGGUAUUUUCAAGUAGCAGUGACGUGUGGAGUUACGGAGUGGUGUUAUGGGAGAUGGCCACGCUCGCUAUGCAGCCGUAUCAGGGUCUGUCCAACGAGCAGGUGGUGCGUUACGUGGUGGAGGGCGGCGUGAUGGAGCGUCCCGAGCACUGCCCCGACCGGCUGUACGAGCUGAUGCGGGCCUGCUGGGCCCACAGGGCGCCGGCCCGGCCCUCCUUCCUGCGCCUCGUGGCCGACCUCGCGCCCGCCGCGCAGCCCUACUUCAGGCACCGAUCGUUCUUCCACACGCCCCAGGGGCAGGAGAUGUACGCGCUGCAGAGGACCGCUCUAGACGAGGAGGCGGAGAUGCAGGAAGUGAACGUGGGCGCGGUGGCCACGGGCUCCGGGUCUAAUUUAUUCGGCGUAUCGGGGCGGCUGGCCUCGUGGGUCAGGGAACUAUCGUCUCUGAGGUCCCGGGGCUCCGAUGACGCCGCCGCUGAGCCGCUCCAGCCCGCCGACGACGUGCACACUCCUCGGGCUAUUCCGCUGAGGCCGGCACGCGCUCUACUCGCGCCGACGCUCAACGGCGCCCUGCGGGACACUCCGGCGUGCUAG